Messenger RNA from Hydractinia symbiolongicarpus, 10265 nucleotides. RefSeq names its product pregnancy zone protein-like. Gene Ontology annotation, molecular function: endopeptidase inhibitor activity. The transcript has 32 exons. Lineage: Eukaryota; Metazoa; Cnidaria; Hydrozoa; Anthoathecata; Hydractiniidae. The record is from RefSeq and is a predicted model, not a curated record. The coding region runs from base 5964 to 10070 and encodes 1368 amino acids. Gene Ontology annotation, cellular component: extracellular region.
AUAAGCGUGAAAAAAAGUUUGUCCGCUAAUCAGAGUGUCUGCUAAUUGAGUGUCCGUUAAUUGGAGAGAAUACUGUAAAAUAUGUCUACCGCUAAACUUAAAAUUCUUAGCAAAAUGUCAAAUAUAUAUAUGACUUGGCACCGGGAAAGGUUUUUUUGUUUUUCCUUUCAGCAAAUUGGCCUGGAAAUCCUUAACGAGGCUUUAUCACAGACACGUUGUACGCAAAAGUUCAAAUUAGGAGACUUUAUUUUAAUUUUUAAAGAUAAAACCAAAGGCCACAAGUCGGUUUUAUGCUGUAUUGUGACAUUUUUGUAGAAUUCUAUUGUUACUUCUGUUAGCGUGUGUGUUUUGUGUUUUUCUUGACAAAAGCUGUAUCCUGGGAAUGUCAAAAUAUUGACGAAGUGUCAGUGUUUGUUAAAGAAGUGGUCCCACGAAAAAUCAAAAAAAAAAAAAAUUAUCUUAUUUUAUUGAAAAUGUUUUAUUUAUUAUUAUAAAAAAUAUUUUUUUCAAAAAAAAGUUUUUUUUGCUCUUAUUCUGCCCUUAUUAUUUUUUACAAUCUUAUUCUCUGUUGUUUAUAUAGUCGUCAAUGAUGGCGAAUGGAUUUUUUGAGUGUUAAGAAAAUUCAACAAAUAGAAAGUAUUUUCAGAUUUUAAAAUAAGUGAAGAGAAGUUUUUUUAAGAUAAGAAGAAGGAUUUUUUAAUUAUACAACAGAAUUAAGUAUGGUUCACUGUGCAGCACUCGGUUAUACUAGAAGUUCUAGCAAAAAAAAUGAUGAAAAAAUCAGUUUUUUCAAACUUCCAAAAGACGCAAAGAUAAAACAGAUGUGGAUUUCAAAGCUGAAACGAGUCAACAUGCCUAAAGAACAAAACAUCCACGUGUGUCAUAUUCAUUUUGAUAGUGACUGCUUCAAAAGAGAUCUCAAGAAUGAAAUGCUUGGUUUGCCUACGAGACGGAUUUUAACGAAAGGGGCUGUACCGACAAAUUUUGUCUACUCCAAAGCACAAGAAAAACGGAAAUCGUCGCAAAGGUUGGAGCAAAAAGACGCUGCAUUGACAAAGCGCAAGCUCAUCGAUGAAGCUAUCCAUAACAACGCCGAAAUGGAACAUAUCGACAUAGAGAAUUUUCUGCUUGAGAAUUCGAAAUACUGCCAAACUGAAUUCGUCGUAGCAGCUCCGUCAGUACGAUCCGUGGAGACAAGACAAAAGAGCUCAAUGUGACGACGUUGAAAUGACUUUGGAUAGCGACGUUUCGUUUUGUGUGGAAAAUGCCGUUUCAGAAGAAGAAGAAUUCGAAGAAGCGAAAACAAACGAACGCGGACCUACAAGUAGCAUACCAAACGGAACUGCAUGCAUCGUUUAUUGGUCAUGCCUUUCAAUACUUUUACAACGUUGCCUUUUUUGUACUACCCCCGCCACAAUCACCAAAGUUAUCACUACAGGGUCUGCCCAUUGCAUUUACUUGUCAUGCACGGAAAACCACACGUCAAUCUGGAGAUCCCAACCCAUGGAGAAAAGGUUUUAUCUUGGUAACAUAAGACUUGCUGCAUCAGUUACUUUCAGCUCCCAUACUUAUAGAAAACUUCUAGUCAUUCCCUGGGUAUCAAAAUCUCGCUACUAGGACCAAACAUAUAUGGCUCAAACAUAUGUUCAGUGUAACUAACAAAGCAUGGAAGAAAGACCAGGACAAAAUAAUUUCCAUGUCUCAGCAGCAAAGUUUAGUGUUAAGUGGUGACGGUCGCUGUGACAGUCCUGGUCAUAACGCUAAAUAUCUCACGUAUUCAUUGUUUGAUCAAAGGUUAAAUAAAGUAACAUCAGUGUCACUGACACAAGUUACAGAGGCAGAUGGAAUUUCAAAUCGAAUGGAAAAGACGGGCUUCAUCAAAGUUUUGGGCGAGGUAAAAUACGCUGGAUUAAAAAUCAAACAGAUGACCACAGAUCGACAUCUUCAAAUCAAGAAAUAUCUGAGGAAGAAGGAGGAAGAUAUUGAUCACCAGUUUGAUGUUUGGCAUUUCAACAAAUCAAUUAAGACAAGGCUGUUAGAUGUUUCAAAGAAAAAAGCAUGUGAAGAUUUAAGGCCGUGGAUUAAAUCAAUUUGCAACCAUCUUUGGUGGUCUUCCGCAACCUGCGAACAAAACGAGAUGCUUUUAAAAGAGAAAUGGAUAAGCGUUCUUUUUCAUAUCCAAAACACACAGUUGGACGGGACAUGAAAUAUAUCACAAAUGUUGCCACCCAGAAUUAUCACCAGAAGAAGAACGUACCAAAGCAUGGAUUUCACCCAAAUCAGAGGCUUUUGUUGCUCCCCAAACCGUCGUUUUGGACAAAACUAUUUUGAGAGAUAUUAAGCAUCUUACAAAAUUCUCUCACACCUGCAUUUUAGAAGUGUACCAUUCAGUUCUAAUAAGUGGGCACCAAAGAGCACACACUUUUCGUACCAAGGAAUGGUUGCACGAUGCAGGCUAGCAGCUAUUGAUUUUAAUCAAGGAUCGUCUCUCGAGCAAGCAAAAAACAAAAGUGGAAAAGGCUCUUACAAUUUUUGCUACUUGAAGAUCAUGAAAACUUGGUCUGCAAAGCCAUACAAAGAGGCAAAAUUCCUGCGAGUGUUUUCUAAACUCGUUGAUCAAACAGAGAGAUCAAUUAUUGAAAGAGAAAAAUUACGCUGACAGGGCUUCCUCCUGAUUUACCCAAAAAUAUCGCUCCAAUUAAAAAACCCACAAAAAGGAUAUUCUAGAGAAUCAAAGAUCGCGAUUUCAUAAUUAGAAAAAAAAUUUUCUAUGAUUAUAAUCACAUACUAUAUAUUAUAUAUUUUUUGUUUAUUUUUCCGAGAAAGGGACAUAGACACCAUCCUCUUCAGGGAAAACUUGUCUUAUUUUCCAAACGAUACACGACGUUAUAACUCGGCGAUUGCCUUUUUCAAGUCGUUUCCAUCUUGUCUCGUGUAGGCAUAUUAAAACAUUCUGUAAGAUAACUUUUACAAGACAAAGUUGCUUGAAAUCCUCAUUCUCAGUUAUGCAUUUUAUUCCUAAAACAACAACGGAUAUUUGUACGAAAGAUAUCAUUAUUAUUUCGUAUUUUAAAAAUAAUUUUUAUGUAACUUAAAAAAAAUUAUGUUUUAGUACAUAUACCUUGGAAUUGUUCGUCUGCUAAUGCAAACACAAUCUCUCUCUCUCUCUCUCGAAACUAACAUCGCCAAUUAUGACGUCACAACAAAAGGUUCUUAAUAAAAAGACAAUCUUUGUGCAUCGGUUAGAAGAUCAAUAAACAAUUUUUCAAAAAAAAAUUAAAAAAUCUAUACUAAUUGAAUAGUGGAGAAUCCGAAGAACGAAUAAAAAAUUUUUGAAAAUUUCGUGGAACCACUCCUUUAAGUUCAUAAAGAAAAAGGUCUAACAGAGCUGAAAAUUAAAUCUGAAUCAAUUAGAUUUUAGUAGCCACCACCUAAAAUUUCGUAAGAAAGUGAACAAUUUUAAUUGCUAUAUUAAAAGAAAAUCAAAAUACAGUGAAAAUCAAAUUCUAACAUUGCGCGCGCGUAAUCAUUGUUGGGUAUUUGCUUUUAAGUUUUAUUAUGGAUUAGCCAAUACAGUAGAUUUUUCUCAUAGGCUGUUCUACAUUUUAAAUGAGAUGCUUACGUAUAUACAGAAUAAAAGUCGAGGGAGUAUAUUUUAGUAAAAGGAUCAACCAUGGUUGUGUUCGACACGCCAAAAUAAAUUUUUAAAAUUCACACCUUUAUUACUUAGUUUAUUAAUUUACUUGAAGUUAUUAUUUAAUUUAUUUAGUUAUUAUUUAAGUCUUCAGUUAUUUUUAACAGAAAAAACAUAGUGUGACCGUGAUUAUGUCUUUUAUGAAAUGAUGUCUGAUUUCUGAAAGAAAAAAAUAAUAGUGCCAAAACCCUCUUGACACCCUAGUGUCGAUUGCCUUGAUAUAUAUAAACUACAGACUUUAGACAGUCUUAACUUCCUCUUUUUUCAACACAUUAAGUAAAUUAUUUUUAAUAUACCAUACUAUUUAAUAUAAACAGUUACUAGCAUUUAAUAACAAAUUGAACAUGCUAGUGCGCAACUAAACAUUUAGAAGCUAAAAAAAAUUUUUGAACAACAGUGUCACAAAACACUUCACCUAUCUACUUUUAUUAUAUAUCAACAUUCAACAUGCUAAAUUGAUCAAAUGGCGUUUCAAAUGUGGUCGAUAAUCACAUAUAAAGAAUAAGACACACCUGAGCAAUUCUAAUCAGCGUGAUGGCUCGAUGGAAUUUUGCUGAGCACUGUAGCCAGGGACGUGGUCAAUGCGAAGAGGUGGGUAUGUUUAUUUUACAUAUAAUCUAUUUUUUAUUUAAUACUUGAUAUUUGAUGAUUUGUAGUCCUAAAAUUAGGAUUGCAUUUUAAAUAAUCUAAAAGAUUUUAAAUUUCAAAAUUUUUCGCUUAGUAGGCCCCAACUUUAAUGGAACCUCCAAGAAAAGGUCAAAUUUACAAAUUGCCCCUCCAGCUGAAAUACUUUUUUAUAUAAUCUCUAUAAUUUAUCUAUAAUUUAAGAAAACGAUUGUACAAGGGGUGGGGUAGAAAGGGGAAGCAUUUAUAUUUAAUUUUUGGAAAAGGUGCAACAAAAAAUUUUUGGAGAUUUUUAAAGAAAGCAUUAUUGUUUUAAGCCUAAAAAACACUAAGAAGUGACACUUUCCCUUUGCUUUUAAAGUGGGAUAACUAUACUUCGAAGUUAAGUUAAGUUAUGCAAAAAAGCACGAAGAUGGAGUGUUCUCGCUACGUGAUCGUUAAUAACCUUUAAAAGCAAGUGUUUUUCUUUUACUUGCUUAAUCUUCAAAGUUAGUAAAAGAAAAGAAGAUGAAAGGGGUAAGUCCCUUAGUACUGAUCCUUUUUUUGGACACGCUACUUCAAAAAGGUGAGUGCUAAUUGUCAUUGCUUAUUAUUGCAUGUGGUUGUAGCGUAGUUGUUAAGGUUGGUUUCCACUUUCUGACCUCAGAGUUAAUGAUAUUAAGUAUUCACUCUCAUUAUCGAUUCCGCUUUUUGUAUUGCAUAGUUCGAGCUGCUUGGAGAAGAAAUGCCAACAAAUUUGUGCACGGUCAUUUGACACUCAGUCAGCUCUUUCGUAGUAUCACCAUCUGGUAACCAGAUGUAUCUUAGAUAAUCCCAGUGUUCUGGUGGAUCUUUGACUUGGUAAUACAUGCUUUCAAUAUCAGCUAGGAGAGCAACACGUUCCAUUCGUGCCAACAAGCAGAUUUGUCAAAACAGGACUCUGUAUUAGUUCAAUCAGGAUCCUGUUUUAGUUGAAGAUUUAGUGAUAUAUCUUUGUACGAAGCGGUACAAUCAAACACGAUCCUUAACUGGUUUUGUCUAGGAUGAUAGACAUAUAUUAUUUUAUCAGUGUUACUUUCUAAUUGGCGGGUUUCCUUGACUUUGUCAUGAAAUAUUCCUUCAGGGCUGGUUCUUGCUAUCGCCUGUGCCUCAAGAAGUGCUACAAUGAAUGUCAUGCGGUUGCAUCAAUUUGGGGGUUGUCAAUCAAAUUCUUUCGUUAACAAAUCGCAUGGUUUAUCGUACACCGAUUUAUGCAAAUGCGAGAAAUGUGACUUUCAGCAAAUUGAGAAAAUCAAAUUAUGAGCGACAUUGAUGACACUAGCAAAAUUGACGAAAGAAAUAAGCAUGGAGUUACAUCUGGUAUGUCCGUCGAUAAAAAUAGCCUAACAGGUCCCGAGAACGAGGUUGACGCAGAGGGGUUUCCGAUUCGAAUAUUUAAUCAGCCCAGUCACGAACAAGAAUCGAAAGUGAAAGGAGAUACAAAAUUUCAGAAUAUUUUUAUUAUUUUAUCUCAACACCUGGGAUAUAUCAUGCUGGAGAAUAUGUAAGUAUAUUUGUCAACAUUGAUGAAAAAUUCCCAGACUCAAAUGUCACUGCUGUGUUGAAAGAUUCACAUGGGAAUGUUCUGUCGAAUGUAUCACAAAAUAUAUGGAAAAGCCAUGACGUGAUGCGCCUUUAUAUUCCCAUCUCAGUAAAAGGGAAAGUAACAUUGAUUAUAAAAUCAGAGAAUGGAGUGAAGUUUGAUCACAAAGAAACUAUUUUUGUUAAGACAUUGAAAGAUGCAAUGUUUAUUCAAACUGAUAAACCCACAUAUAAACCUGGAGACAAAAUUCGUUUUAGAGUGAUUAUUGUUGACAAAAACUUAAAACCGCCAUUUAGACAGGUUGGAUCGGAAGUGUUCAUCACAAAUGCAGGAGGAUCUCGAGUCAUGCAGUGGUCUAAUGUAACAUUGGAUAAAGGUAUUAUCAGUCUUGAAAUGCCAAUAUCUGUGAAACCAGUUCUUGGAAAAUGGCAGAUCACAGCUAAAUACGGGGCAACUAAAGCUAAACAAGAUAUCAUGGUUAAAAAAUAUGUACUUCCAAAAUUUGAAGUCACAAUACAGUCACCGUCAUAUCUACUGAAGUCGAUGAAAGAAGUUCCAAUAACAAUAUGUGCUAAGUAUACAUAUGGAAAAUCUGUUGUCGGUACAUUAAAAGUAAAGACAUGUUUGUCAUCAAUUUUUGAUGGUCAACGAAGAUGCGUGGAAGCCUCAAAAUCUUUGCUUUUAUCUGCAAUUGAUGGUUGUCUUACCACCAUGGUUGGUGUUGACAGAGAUAGAAUCAGGACUGUCAAUUAUCCUAUUGCUGUUACAGUCAAGGCCAUUGUAGUGGAAAAUGCAACUGGGGUAGCACAAAAGAGAUUACACGCAACAAAACCAUUUCUUUCGAAUGAAAUAAAAUUAAAGUUUGAUGCACCCAAGAGUUUUAAACCAGGAUUUAUGUACACAGUAAAGUUAUUUGUUACAACACCUGAUGGACGUCCAGCAUUGAACAAGCAGGUGAAAAUUAUUCUCAGUUCAAAACAAAGGUAUGAUAAGAAGAAGAAGCAUGUAAGGACGUAUGAUCCACUUAUUACCAAUGGCGUUUACUCGUUCAAUGUCUAUCCAACUGAAAGAGCUGAUUCAUAUUACUAUGAAGCUAUGAUGGAAGAAGUAGAACAUCCCUACAAUCCUUACAAUCUUGGUGAAAGAUUUACACUGUCUAUGCGACAAAAGAUCUGGCGUUCUUCACAAGUAUAUUUCAAUAACUACGGGGUGUAUACUGUAGGAAUGUCCCAAAAAUGGGCCUCUCCCAGUUCAAACUACAUUGAAAUUGCAAACAUGAGGGAUCUGGUAGCUGGCAAGUCUGCAAAAAUUACUGUAAACAUUGCAAAGUAUGGUGAAGUUCGUGGAAAGGACGUACAUUAUCUGCUGAUGUGCAGAGGAAGGAUCGUGUUGUCUGAUCGAAAAGUAGUUUACCACAAGCAUGUCCAUAUCACUUUUGUGGUCGAACACGAGAUGUUGCCUGUUUGUCGAAUGUUUGUGUAUUACAUCAGCAAGGAUGGAGAGCUUGUCUCUGACUUUAAGAAAAUACAUUUCAAAAUGUCCUUUAAAAACAAGGUAUCACUGUCAUUUUCUGAUAAUCAAAAAAUGCCUGGAGGGAAAGUAAAACUAACAUUAAAAGCAACUGCAGGAUCCAAAUUUGCUUUGUCCGCUGUUGAUAGAAGCGUCCAGUUAUUAGGUGCCUCGUUUGAUCUGAGAGAGGGACAGAUAGUGGAUAUAUUGACUAGACAGGAUGUUCAUGGCCAAACAUUUCAAGACAGAAAAAAAUGUGAUGGUUUUAGUAGUCGCUACAGAACAUCUUCAUUACUGAAGUACGAUAGCAGGCGAGCGAUUGAGAACGCUGGCCUGAUAUAUUUCAGUAAUGCAGAAGUGGAUUUUUCAGAUUGUUUGAGACAUUGGCAUUUUUAUGCUCCACGUGCAACAUCAGACAGAAGAGAACAGAGAUUACAAUACAUGUUGGCUAAAAUGAAUUUUGAUAAAAAAACUAAAAAGCCUGACGUCAAGAAACCUGUAAAGAUAAGAUCAAACUUUCCUGAAACUUGGUUGUGGUCGGACGAAUCCAUUAAUUCUUCUGGUGAAAACGUACUUCAAGUGAAAAUCCCGGACACAAUCACAACAUGGUAUGCAAGUGGAUUUGCUAUGUCGACAAGAGCUGGUAUUGGCGUAGCCGCACCUGCUAGUAUCCAGGCGUUCCAACCGUUCUUUGUUUCAGUAGCAUUACCAUAUUCUGUGAUUCGUGGAGAAACAGUUAAAGUUCCAACUACAGUGUUCAAUUACUUGGAUGAUUGUUUAGUGAUUCAAGUUAGUCUAGACACGUCAACUGAUUUCGACAUUACAUCGGAAAGAAUAAAAAAAAUGUGUGUAUGCGGAAGUAAAUCGAACACUUUCAAAUUCAGCAUCAAAUCAAAAACGCUUGGUAAAAUUGAUAUCACUGUCAAAGCUCUUUCCUUGCAGCCUGACAUUUUGAUAUGUGAUUCCAGCAACAAAAUGGCAGAUGAUGUAACUGCAGCAGAUGCGAUGACAAAGAAGUUACUUGUUGAAGCUGAAGGAAUAAAAAAAGAGUUUUCUACCAGUUCUUACUUCUGUCCUCGUGAUCAUUCUGGUUUAUAUUCUGAUACUUUAUUUGUAACAAUACCUCAGCCUGUUGUUCAAGGAUCAGUAUAUGCUGAGUUAGCAGUUGUGGGUGAUCUUUUGGGACCUAGCAUGGAUAAUUUGGACAAACUCCUGGCAAUGCCAUACGGAUGUGGCGAGCAAAAUAUGUUGAAGUUUGCACCGAAUAUUUACAUUAUGGAUUAUUUAACUGCAACCAACCAGUUGACUGAAAAAGUGGAAAGAAAAGCGAAGGAGUACAUGAGAUCAGGUUAUCAACGGGAAUUGACUUACAAGCAUUCUAACGGAGCGUAUUCAGCUUUUGGUGAACGUGAUAAGGAAGGAAGUACCUGGCUGACUGCAUUCGUUCUGAGAUCAUUCUCUCAAGCAAAAAGGUAUAUAUUUAUUGACGACAGAGAUAUUGAAGAUAGCAAACGUUGGUUGCUUUCCUUGCAAGAUUGGUCUGGUUGUUUUAAAGAAAGCGGAAUGGUCCAUCACAAAGAGAUGAAGGGUGGUGUAAGCAGCGGCAUAACAAUGACAGCUUUCGUGGUAAAUGCUCUUCUCGAAGCAAAAGUUCCACACAACGAUUCCAGAAUGCAAAGCGCACUAGCGUGUAUAACGAAUAGAUUGAAUAAGAUAUCUGAUCCAUACACUGCAGCAUUGAUUUCAUAUACAUUGUCACUGGCUGGUAGCACUAAGCGGUUUGAUAUGUUGAACAAACUGGACAGCAUGUCUAGUCAAGCUGAUGGCAUGUUACAUUGGGAAGCGACAUCCGUGAAAGAUCACCGUUCGAGCUUCUGCUAUCAAGCCCCUUCCACAGACAUCGAGAUGACUGCGUAUUCCAUGAUGGCUUACAUUGGUGGCCAAUCGCCUUUCAAGUCAAAAAUUGAACAUUUGAAAAUUGUAAAGUGGUUGGUGAAGCAAAGGAACCCAUUUGGUGGAUUUGCAUCCACGCAGGACACAUGCGUAGGACUUCAAGCCUUGUCACAAUAUUCAGCUGGUGCGAUUUCAAACCUUACCAUUAUGGCAACAACUCCAACUGGUUUCUCGAAGGAGUUUAAAGUUCGCAAUGAUAAUAAGCUGCUUCUACAGAGAGCUGUACUUCUAAACGUACCAACCAACAUUAGUAUACAAGCAACUGGUGAUGGAUGUACUUUAGUGCAGGCGAACGUAAAAUACAAUAUACCUGUACCUAAGGAGAAGCCUUCGUUUUAUUUGGAUAUUACAGUUGAAGAAUUAAAAACAAUCAAUUGUGAGCAUAAGAUUAAAGUUUGUGGAAGCUAUAUGAAAUCUGGAAAAUCCAACAUGGCACUCAUCGAUGUUAACAUGGUGUCGGGAUUCGAACCAAUCGUUAGCGAGUUGGACAUGAUUAUGCAGUCAACCAGUGCACCAUUUUCAUAUUAUGAAUUCAUUGAUGGUGUUUUGUCCAUUUAUUUUGAUGAUUUGGACCAAUCAUCUACAUGUGUAACAUUUAAAGUUGAACAAGUAGCAGAAGUUGAAGGACGAAAACCCGCUGCAGUGAAGUUGUAUGACUACUAUGACACUGACAAGUCAGCCACGACAAUGUACAACGUUGAGAGGUGUCCAGAAAUCAACGCAGCAUAAAGAAACUACUGCUGACAGGACCGGAAAAAUAACUUUUGACUGUUUAGUUUUGUUGCUAAGCAUCAAUGUGUUAUUGUGAGCCAAUCAUUUUGAAUUAUUAUUAACCAAUCAUUUUGUAAUUAUUCUGUAGUCUUUUUGUGUGUGUAACUUUAAGAUUUUAUACCGAUGUUCUUAAUUUUAUACCUUUAUACCUUG